Molecule: messenger RNA, 777 nt
Organism: Opisthocomus hoazin
Lineage: Eukaryota; Metazoa; Chordata; Aves; Opisthocomiformes; Opisthocomidae
Source: RefSeq, a predicted model, not a curated record
AUGGCCUCGCAGUUGCUGACUCUGAGCUUUCUCCUCGUGCUCGUAUCUCUGCUGGCAGCACAGGGCCAGGAAGAACCUGAUCCCAAGGUCCAAGGAGUGCCCUGGGAAACAGAAAUGUGCCAAAGGCCUCGGUGGGACUCAAGGCUGCAACUGGCACCAGACCAGGAGAAUUACAAGAAGAAUGAAGAAGUGAUGCUGACUUGUCCUGAGGGUCUCCAGCCGUCCUUGACCCAUGUAAAAUGUGCGAGAGAAGUCCAGUCUAUUAGUCAUGGGAAACCCGUAUACAGAGAAGUUUGGCUUGGAAGGGACAGCAGCAGUGGCUGGAUCCGCAUUCGGUCCAGCGUGGAGUGCGUCGAGGUCCUCCAGGUUAUCUCCCAGGCCUUGGAGAUCUCCAGCACCAGCAUCAAACUGAACUGGACCUGUAGGGUCCCUGAAGUCUGCCAGCGCAUGCGGGCCACGUGCCGUCUGUCAGGGCCUUCCUCCCCUCCCUGUGAUGCCGAGGAGGUGACGGGAGAGGAGGUGCUAAGUGGUCAGGAGGGGACAUUUGCCUGUUCUGCUCUGCAGCCCUUCACUGACUACAGUGUCACCAUCACUGCAGAGAAGUUCACCUGCAUCUGCUACAGCUUCUCUGUUGGGCAGCCUCCAGGCUCGUGGCGUGGGACUGUGAUUGGGCUGGUUGUGCUGUUGGUGCUGCUCCUCGUGUUUGCAGGGAUCCUGUGGUUCGUGCUUUCCAGGAAAAGGAAUUCCAUGCCCGGCAAGGCUAAGGAAGAUAACUGA